AUGGAAACGCAACGAGCCUACAGCCCUGUUGGAGCUUCCAACCUGCCCUUCCACAAGCAGGUGAUGGCAGGCGCACUGGCCGGUCUUUGUGAGGUGUUGUGCAUGUAUCCUCUUGACGUGGUGAAGACUCGCUUCCAGCUGCAGACCGCGGCCGAGGCUCGCUACUCGUCUGUCCUGGGCACCUUCCGCGACAUCAUCAAGACUGAAGGGUUCAGCAAGCUGUACCGCGGCAUCGCCUCGCCGAUCAUGGCCGAAGCGCCCAAGCGAGCGAUGAAGUUCUCGAUGAACGAGCAGUACAAGAAGCUCUUCACCAACGCCAGCGGCCAGCUCAGCGGUCCGGGCCACGUCGCCGCGGGCGGCUGCGCCGGUAUGACCGAAGCCCUGGUCAACUGCCCCUUCGAGCUGGUCAAGGUCCGCAUGCAGGCGCGGUCCAACGCGGGCCUGUACAAGAACACCUGGCACGCGGCGCGGUCCGUCAUCCAGACCGAGGGCGCGUUGACGCUCUACCGCGGCUUCGGCUCGAUGCUGUGGCGCAACGGCGUGUGGAACGGUGCCUACUUCGGCAUCAUCCAGCAGGUCAAGCGCCUGCUGCCCGUGUGGUCGUCGGAGCGCGGCCAGCUGGCCACCAACUUCACCGCCGGCACCAUAUCCGGCCUCAUCGCCACCAUGCUCAACACCCCGUUCGACGUGGUCAAGUCGCGCAUCCAGAACACGCUGCCGGGACAGCCGCGGCGCUACACCUACACCCUGCCCGCCCUGGCCACCGUUGCGCGCGAGGAGGGCUUUGCUGCGCUCUACAAGGGCUUCGUGCCCAAAGUCCUUAGACUCGCCCCCGGCGGUGGUAUCAUGUUGGUUGCCUUCGACUUCUUCGCUCGCAUUCUCUGA
This is a messenger RNA of Acanthamoeba castellanii str. Neff, 885 nucleotides long. Its product is annotated as mitochondrial 2oxodicarboxylate carrier 1, putative. The transcript is spliced from 4 exons. Gene Ontology annotation, biological process: transmembrane transport. Bases 1 to 885 code for a protein of 294 amino acids. The record is from RefSeq and is a predicted model, not a curated record. Lineage: Eukaryota; Discosea; Longamoebia; Acanthamoebidae.